CGCUACUCCUUCCUUUCUCUCACCAUAAUCUUGCCCUGGCCCGCAGCUUACUCCUUCGUCAGUGGCACACAACCAUUCGGUACUGCUGUGACCUUCUUUGAGCACAGGCACUUGGCGAUUCGGCUGAGCUCGUCAUCGAGACGUGAGCAGGACGCCAUCCAUUGCUCGACGGCAACAUUUGCUCAGACGCCAACGAUCGUACGACGCCGACAAAAUCUUAACGACGCCAGAGCAUUGCUGGCAGAAACAGAUCAGGGGUACAACCCUCCUCUCAUCGACUAUAUCCCCUGGGCCCACUUUCUAGCCCCUCUCGUUCACCACCUGACCUCCUUCUUUCCCCUCGCCUCAGCGGCUGCUUGCCUUUCCCCCCGUCACCCACCAUGGCGCACUUCCUCUCGAAUAGGGCGGCCGAUGCAGCUUCCAACGUUCUCGUCAAUGACCAUACCUCUGCGGGCGCACCCGUCUGGGAGCUCAUCAAGGUCACCGCAGCCUCCAUCACAGAAGUAGUCAUACUCAGCGCAGUCGGCUACGUCCUAGCUCGCAGAGGCAUCAUCGAUAAGAAGACGCAGACCAAGAUCAACAAGAUGAACGUCUCCUUCUUCACACCAGCCCUUCUCUUCUCAAAGGUCGCAUUCUCGCUCAACCCACAUAGGUUGGCAGAAUUGUUCAUCGUACCCAUAGGCUUCGUAAUGGUGACCUUUGUGUCCACUGCCGCCGCUUGGACCCUGUCUGGCGUCACACGACUCUCCAAAGCGCAGAGGAAUUUUGCAAUCGCCUGCGCCAUCUCGCCCAAUUCCAAUUCUCUGCCGGUGGCCUUGAUGCAGGCGCUCGUCAUGGAGGUUCCCCAGCUUCACUGGGACGAAGAAGGAGAGCCAGAAGACACCGUCGAUGGCAUGCUCGGUAGGGCCCUGACCUAUCUGGUCCUCUUCUCCACUCUGGGCAUGUUCCUGCGCUGGAGCGUUGGUGCUUCCCUUCUGAGCACAGUGGAAGACGACGAAGAGGGCAUAGAGGAAGAUCGGCAGAUCGCGUCCGGUACUGUACCUCAGCAAGUACCUACUGGCCGUAUCGUUCACUUUGAUGGAGCAGACGACGCAGAGGCCAAUGCCGCGACCAAUGGCAUACCUUCGAUACAAGUCCAGCACCCUUCAGAGGACGGGACCUCCAGACUCCCACCAGAGCCUCUCACCGAUGGAGGAGAUCCGCCCAUCCCUCGCUCGCCCGCGAGCCAAGCAAGGAGUGGCCCGCCCGCAUGGGCCAGAUCCUUCCCCAACUCACCUUCAGCAUCUCGACCAGGCAGUGUCUACAGGGAUGACGAGGAUGCGGAUAGCGAUGUGCCACCGUUGCGCCUUCCUCCCCCUUCAGGCUGGACGAAGUUCAGGCGUUUCACCUCUGCAAUCUUCUACAAGGUCAUCAUUGUGCCAGCCAAGACAAUCAACUCUUUUAUGACGGCUCCCUUGUGGGCUGCCACCGCCUCACUAGUGGUAGCGAUGAUUCAGCCCCUUCAACGCUUCCUGGGCGCUGUAUCGCCCCUCGUGGGCGCUCUGCAAACUGCAGGAGCUUGCUCUAUCCCUCUUACCAUGGUCGUCCUGGGAGCCUAUUUCAUUGAGGAGAAGAGCGCAGUCGGCGAAAUGAACAAGGCCGACGAGAGAGCGAGGCAAGCUGAAGGCAAUGCGAGGGUAGAACCAACGGCUGAGCCUGAACAGCCUCUUCCAGCACACAGGCCAGUCGAUAAGUCCGCCAGCCCUGCCUAUCCAUGGAUGAAGCAGCCUUGGCAAAGGCGAGGCAGCGGAGGAGGUGCUACCGUCGAGUCUGGCGUUACCACGGAUGACGAGGAUGCGGGUGGUGCCUCGGGUCUACACGCCACACACGAGCGUCACACCUGGCCUAUGUCUCGCCUACGCCGUUCAGCUUCUGAUCGACGCCGACGUGCAGCAGAGAUGACCCCAGUGGAGAAGCUCAAGGCGCACAAGGCUACCAUGGAGCGUCGGACUAUCUUUGUGGCCAUCAUCUCGCGGAUGCUCAUCACUCCCUUGAUACUGAUUCCAGCCAUUGCAUGGUAUGCCAUCGCGACGCACUCUAAUGUCGUAGAUGACCCAGUCUUCAUCACAUCGGCAUGCCUCAUCGUUGGCUCCCCGCCUGCGCUGACCCUGGCGCAGAUCACCAGCCAAAAGGCUACAGGCAACAGCGGUUUCGAGAGGCUGAUCUCGAGGACCAUCUUUGUGUCGUAUGCCAUCUUUGCAGCGCCCACUACCAUCGUGUUGGUGUUGGCUGCGCUGUUGAUUGCUCAAAACGACUGAGGAAAGAGGCGAGGGGAGCCAGAAAGGGAUAGCGGAAGCACUCGGUGAUGAUGGGAAUCCGCGCUGGUAGCGGUGGUGGGUUCCAGCUGGCCGAACUCAUGAGGCAGCUCUGCAAGGGAACGAGUGUCCAUCACAAGCCUACGAGAUGAUCAUGUGGAUACGAUGCUUUUUCAUGUAGAUUUUCUUCAAUUUCAUGUUGCCUACCUCCAAUGUGAACGUUCGAGCCGAUCGACCAUCCACAAGCGCUGGCGCCGGCAUACUUUGCCCAGUGCUCCCAACACUCCUUCCAAAGUACCUUCAAGC
This is a messenger RNA of Microstroma glucosiphilum, 2600 nucleotides long. RefSeq lists its product as hypothetical. Gene Ontology annotation, cellular component: endoplasmic reticulum; membrane. NCBI's taxonomy places the organism in Eukaryota, Fungi, Basidiomycota, Exobasidiomycetes, Microstromatales, Microstromataceae. The record is from RefSeq and is a predicted model, not a curated record. The transcript has a single exon. The coding region runs from base 381 to 2297 and encodes 638 amino acids. Gene Ontology annotation, biological process: transmembrane transport.